AUGCUCCUUUACAAGACCAACAUCCCCUUUGAGAUCUACGAACGCACCCCAGAGGAUAAAACCCUUGGCGCUGUCAUGUACUUCAACGCUACCGUCGCCAACCAAUUCAAACAACGUGGCAUUGACGAUGGGUUCGUCCCCCUUAUCAAGUUUAUCUCUGUGAUCAACGUCUGCAACGAGCAGCGCGAGAGCGAGAACAAAAUCGACUUUGACGGACACGACGAGGCGUUUGGAGCCAAUGGAUACAUCAUUACGCGCCCUAAGUUGUAUGAUCUGUUACUCCGUCGAGUUUCCCGGGAACGUAUUCACCUCGGCACGAAGAUCUUAUCGAUCUAG
Linnemannia hyalina is the source of this 336-nucleotide messenger RNA. The record is from the annotation of a GenBank genome assembly. Lineage: Eukaryota; Fungi; Mortierellomycota; Mortierellomycetes; Mortierellales; Mortierellaceae.